GCGGGAGCCCGCGGUUCGGAAGCGCGCGGGCUGGCGGUUAGUCCGGCGCUGGCAGCGGCGGGGCAUGAGGUGGAGAUGAGCGCCGCGGGGGAGAAAAGCGAGCCGUGGAUGGAAGCCGAAACACGGCAAGUCUUGGACUCCUUGGUGCGGGAGUUUCCAGCCCCGCUGGGCCCUGAGGAUUCGCUACCCGUGCGGCUGCAGAGCGCAUUGUUGAGCUGGGAGGAAGUGGAGGGAGAGAGCGUCGACAUGGGGCUGAAGCUGCUGCAGGACAGAAAUUUGCCUCCCAUCCUUGCUGCUGCUCUGAUGCGUACUGCCAUUACCCAUAUACGACAGCUGGAUAUCUCUGUUCUUACAAACAAAAAGGAACCUGAUGAGGAUGAAGAACAGCUUGUCUUGCUGGAUGGAGAACUAGUGGCUCGAACAGUAUUUAACAGAUUGCUGGAGGUAUGCUAUGAUUGGAUAAAAGAACCACAAUUGCUACAACUACCAAAGCGAUACCUAAAAGUUUCCAGUCAUGCGAUUCGUAACACACGGCGAAAGAUGGAGGACAGGCAUGUUACAUUGCCUGAGUUUAAUGCUCUGUUUGGUAUUGAGGAUGGGAAAGAGAGGGCAUACUUUGCUGUAUUUGAUGGUCACGGUGGAGUAGAUGCAGCUGUCUAUGCUGCAACACACCUUCAUGUUAUUCUUGCUCAUCGGGAAGAGUUUUCUGCACAGCCAGCUGAAGCAUUGAGGAGAGCCUUCAAGCAGACUGAUGAGAUGUUUCUUCAGAGAGCCAAGAGAAAGAAACUGCGAAGUGGUACCACUGGAGUGACAGCCUUAAUUGCUGGCAAUAAACUACAUGUGGCUUGGCUCGGUGAUUCACAGGUGAUGAUGGUGCGGCAGGGCCAAGUUGUGACCCUUAUGGACCCACACAAACCUGAAAAAGAGGAUGAAAAACAAAGGAUUGAAGAGCUUGGUGGAUGUGUGAUCUUUCUAGGAUGUUGGCGUGUAAACGGAACGCUUGCAGUCUCUCGAGCAAUUGGGGACAUUGACCAAAAGCCUUACAUUUCGGGGGAUGCAGACUGCAGCAUGUUUGAACUGGAUGGCAGGGAAGACUACAUCAUUCUAGCCUGUGAUGGUUUUUUUGAUGGAGUUGAACCUUCUAAGGUUGUGCACCUUGUACAAGAGCACUUACAAAAGAAUGCAGGUGAUGGCAGCUCUGUUGCAGAGACACUGGUCACAGCUGCCAAAGAAGGUGGAUCUAGUGACAACAUCACUGUGGUGCUGGUCUUUCUGCGAGAUCCACAGAUCAUUCUAAAAGACAGCCAAUCGCAGGCCGGCAAUGAGAAUGCUAGCCUGGACAGCAAAUGCUCUGAAGCCAAAGGAAGCUCUGAAGCAACUCCACCGCAAUCAAGUGAGGAUAAAGAUAACCAGACAAAGGAUGUGGCUUGCUAACUGUUGUCUACAUGGAACAAGUUAAUAGUGUUACAUUCAGGGAAUAUAUUUUACUUAGUGGCACCAAAGAAUUAGAGGGAUAACGGGAUUGGUGUUAAAAUGCCUUUACAUCUUGGCAGAGCUAUGCCUACAUCAUUUUUAACAAUCCAUUUGAAUCUGAAAUCUCCUGUAAUAUCUUUAAUAAAAUGUGUCAAAAGUCAGUAACUGAGGGUGCAAGACACUUCAGUAGGAAGUAUAGAAUAGCAUAUCGAAGUCUGUUACGAUGUUGUGCAUUUCCUUAAAUCCCAGUUUGAAGAUGCAGGUUCUAGAAUCAGAUGCCAUCUCAAUGGAUUUGUGCCAAAUUGUGUUGCACUGGUGAAUAUUUAACUGGAAUACUUAAUCCUGGUUAAUUGGAAUGGAUGAUAUCAUAUUCCAUGGCUAUAUUUCUUCUGAUUUCACAUGAGCUAUGCCCAGGAGUUGAAAUGUCACUUUUGACUUCCUCCAAAUUAACAACACUAUGCUGUUUGCACCAUACCUGUUUUGCAACCUCUUCUGGUUCAAGCUGUUUCAUGAGUUUCAUCUGCUUGAACAUUUUGAGAUGGAGGUAUUUUGUGCAGAAAUCAAUGAAUGCACAUAGCAUUACCGUAAAGUUUGCUUGACUAACAUAGGGGAUAUUGUGAGAUUAUUUUUGUAAUAAAGAAUUUAUUAAUGCCAGUAUGCAAUAUAAAACAUUUUAUUCUACUUUUACUGGCCUAAAUGAACAUCAGUGAUUACUAGAAAGAUCAAUUGAGUUUUAUUCUUGGGCUAAGUCCAGCUGGUCCCAAUUUUAUGAUGCUGACAAGAUUCCCUGAGGUAAAAUUGCAAGCUCACAAGAUUAUAAUUUUUUCUAGAUUAUUUGUUUCUCAAAUACGUGUUCUUAAGCACCUUUAUGUACUGAGAUUCUUCUAGCAAAAAAUACGUUUGACAAUCUAGUGCCUUAUUUCGGUCUGUGUGUGCAGUACAAGCCAUGUAAUAAUUUCUACUGUUCCAUGGAUACAUUGCUGGCUAAUUGUUCAGUGCCUUAUACAUGUCUCAACAUUUAUAGUAAUGAUAUUUGCUGUGCAGUAUUACUUUGCCAUUUGUCAGGAGAGGGGAAAAUCUUCAAAUAACCUUACUUAAGCAUUUCAUUUGAUACUUAAUUUUGAGUGUUCAGUCUAUUGCUUAUAUCAAAGAAUAUGAACAGAUGAAUGUAUUGUGGUUAUGAAUAAAGUUAGCGACUGGAAUUGAUAUGUGUAGAAAUAUUAGGAUUUUCUCCAUAGUUUACUAAUAACUGGAUUAAGUAAGUCUUGGAUGCUGUGCAUUUUGAAGAAUUUACUUGUGUAAAAUUCUACAACCACUGACUGAAUUUGUAUAAAAUAAUAAGUAAUUCUCAUUAACCUCAAAAGGACCUGUACCCUCAAGUUUGUUUAUUUAAUAAAAUAUUAAAAAUCAAUAUGCAAAGAACCCAAAUGCACUCCCAGAAAACUGAAUGAUAAAGUUUUAUUUUGAAACUGUAAAACUAAUAGCAUAGGCUGCAAUUCAAUCAGGAUUCCACAAGAACCCUUUUGACUAUAAGUCAUUAAUUAUUCUUUUAAAAAAAAUUGUAGGGAUGCUAGUACCCCCAACACUGUCCUAUGCACCACUUUCUUUUGGGAGCUACUGCUGCAUCCUCAACAAUUCUCUCUCUUGAUCCCUUGGCACUGAUGAGGGCAACCUCUAAUGAUUUAUUCUUCCUCUACCCUCAUCUCUAGUAUAGCACCCUAUAGUCUAGGUUAAGGUAAACUUGACUGGGCAUGAACCAGGGACACUGCAGGUCUUUGAUAUUCUGGCAUUCUAGCCACUUUUUUCUAAUAUAGAGAUAGGAGCAGGAGAAGGCCAUUCAGCUUCUCAGGCCUGCUGUGUCACUGCAGUGGUUCCUUUGUCAUUUCUCUUUGUUAAUUUCUGUUACCAUGACCUCUUUAUCAGUCCAAGUUUACCAAGGUAAUUUAUUUUCAAUCAGUAGCAUUGGUUAAAAUGAUUUUUGCAAAAAGCAGUCUAUUACAUUGCCCCUUAGAUGGAGAAAGGCCUCUUACACAGAGCUUGGCAAUAUAAAUUUGUAUUCUUAUCUUCCAUAUAACUAUAGAUCUUAGCCCUUUGUCUUUUAACCCUGAAAGUUCUUGCUUGAACUUGUUUUCUUGCUGGAGUGUUGAGAAAGAUUUUGAAAUCUUAUAUUUAACUUGGCCCUUUGUAGCUAAUUCCGACAUUGAGUGCUACUUUUCAACAGUCCAUAUCUGAUUUUUAGUCUGUGGUAUUCAUUGCCAAGGACGGCUGUGGAAGCUAAGUCAUUGGAUAUAUUUAAAGCAGAGGUUAAGAUGGCCUUGAUUAGUAAGGGUGUCAAAUGUUACAGGGAAAAGACAGGAGAAUGGAGUUGGGAGGGAAAAUGAAUCAGCCAUGAUGGAACUGCAAAGCAGAUGGUCCAACUCUGCUCCUAUGUCUUGUGCUCUUACAUUUUUUGCCUUGUUAUUAUAUAAAUUAAGGUUAUCAAUACAUCAAUCUGUUUUUCUCAUUAACUGCCUGCAAAUACUUUUAAAUUUUUCUUAUAUUAUUAUCUUUAAUUUUCUAUGUUGGGAGGAGGGGAGAAUGUAGAAAACCAGAAAGUAAUCUCUGUGCCCUUCUGAGCACCAUUUCUCCUCACUCUAACAUGAAUCCUGACUCAUACUGAUUUGAAUAUUGGCCCCGCAUUCUGAAAAGGAGAAUGAUAGAGGAGAGAGUUGCAAUGACUGGGUCCUUUUCUAGAUGGAGGUUUGUAACUAUUGAAUUAUCCCAAAGAUUGAUUUUUGGCCCUCAGUUGCUUGCUGACGGAGAAAAUGAAAACAAACUUGUUUCCAAAUUUGCAGACAAUACAAAAGUAGGUGGAAGGGAUUGCUGUGCUGAGGACAUUAUGAUUCUGCAGUGGGAUAUAGAUUGAAAGACUGGGCAAAAACCCAGUAACUGCACAUUAAUGUGAGGUCAUGCGCUUUGGUCAGAGCAAUCAAAAGGCACGUUGUGAAAAGAAGGGAGAAUUCAAGUGAAGGUCAUAGACAUCUAGGUGGUCUAGUACACGAAUCACAACGUUAGCUGGUGGGUCUUACGUAGUUUUGAAGCAAACAGCAGUUUAACCUUUAUUAGAGUUUAAGAAUUAGUGUAUUAAUCGCUGCAGAAGAACAAGGGGCAAUUCUAUUCAAACAUGGUCCGAAGGGGGCUUAACAGUAGAAAUUGAGCAACAAUCUGCUGGAGGAAUUCAGUGGGUCAAGCAGCAUCUGUGAGAGGAAAGGAUUUGUCAGUGUUUUGGGUUGAAAUCCUUCAAAUGGUUUCACAAUUGGGCAAGUCACAGAUAUGAAUAUAAGGCUGAGGUGCACGGAAACUGCUUCUCUUAAAGAGCAAUGAACCUUUGGAGUUUUGUCCCCCAGAUGGUGGUGGACACAGAAUCAUGGGAAGUGCUUAGGGUAGAACUGUUUGAAAGAUCAAGGAAUUGAUCAGAGAAUUGAAUGGCAGGGCUGGUUUGAAGUCUGGUGACUUAGUUUCUUGUGUAUUAAGAAAGAAUGGAUCUCACUGGUAUUGAUUUUGCAUGUUCUGAGACUUGUUGGUUUAUAUACAGGCCAUUAUAUUGGGCAAUUAACAGAAAACUGUACGGGUUGAAUAAAAAUGCUUAAAUGACCUGUAAAGUCUUUUCUCUCCAAUAUAUCUCUAGCACAUCCAGUUAUCUUUGCCAGAAGGCUCCCUGUGUAUCUGAGAAUAUCCUGUGGAAGUCAGUGCACAACCUAUGUAUAAUAGCCAGAGCAGGCCACCAUUACAUUUCAAGUACAGCAGGCCCUGGAUGCCUCUAUUCUCUUUUAACUAUGGACGGUUUUUGUGUGCUGUCCUCUUGAUCUAAUAAACAAAAGACUCCGUGAAGAAGUUGUUUCUGUACUUGUAUCAAGUGGCAUUGUAUCAAUUCAUUUAUCCAUCAGAUACAUUGUCAUAGAAAUUUUGUAUUAAAGAAAAAAAACAUCGUUGUUUAAUAUUAUACCUAAUGUCAGUCAGUCAAAUUACGGAUGACCCAUUCUCUGAGAGAAGGUCAUUAUUCUCAAUUCACUACUAACUUUUGCAAUCAGUAUUGGUGCAUCCUUAUUUUUGUGAGGAUCACUUAUUAAACCUAUAAUUUUUUUUUGCACUGUUAUUUGGAGCGACAGAGCUGGUGCCUAUAUAUUCUUGUUUCAUUUUACCAUUACUUGCACAUUUAUUUACAUUAUUGCGUAAAACUAUAAGCUGAGUAUAUUAUUUAUUCACACUGCUUGAUAUGCACGUAUGUAUUUAAGUGAUGCCUGAUGUGGUUUUGUGCAGUUAUUGCUAGAGCCCUGGAUUUCGUUUUGUGUAUAAUCAUGAGAAUUGCUUUCUUCACUCUCCAGCCAAAUAUUUUGUGGUACUCAAUGUGUUAAAUUAUCACUACUCUGGAACUGAAGGAAGUUUAAUUGAGGUAGUCUGGGAGUUGCUGUAUUACACCCUGAGGUUAACACACUUCUAAGUGCUAGGGUGAAUAAUUCUUUGGCAGGGAUGCUCAUUAAACUCAAUGCUUUAUCCAGAAUGGUUUGGAGAUAAUCAGAACAUUUAUGCUCACAGUAUCUGACUCAAGUAUUCUUUGAGGUUCUGUACAAACUUAUAUAGUCCCACAACUGUGUAUUUUACAUUUUAUGCCACAUGACCUCUGUAUCUCAAAAAAUGUUUACAAGUGAACAGGUGAAGCCUCAUGAAAAAAUUGUCUCACAACUUCUAGCUCACUACACAUAAUUUUCCAAUUCUAAGUUUUAAAAUAUAACAUUUAUUUCAUACUUUGUGUGGUUAAUUCUGAACCUAUGAAAGGUGAUGUGAAGUUGGCUGACAUCCCUGACUCAGUAUUUUUGGGCCACCUCACUCCUGCAGUAUUGGAUAAGACUCCACUUUCCCUUAAAUUGAAUGCUAUAUUCCAAAUUUCAAGCUUGCCAGCACAGCCUCUGAGUUUGACAUGCACAGGAUAGCAACAAGCCCUUGCUUGAAGAACACUUUCAGGUAAUAAUGAAUAAGGGUGAAAUUACAAGAAAGAACACACCCUGAUAUCACUAGUCGAAAGUAUUUAGGACAGUGAAGUGUAACUAUAUAAGUCUUGAGACAGGAUGGACAAUUAUCCAUCUGUCCUAUCACAUUCAAUGUCUCUGUAGGGAGCUAUACAUUUUAAAUUCUAAUAAUGAAUAUGGGUCUAAUGUCCAACUAAAUGCUUCUAUUGCCAUAACCACUAUAUAAAUUAGUAAUUGCUGAUGGCAGGCUCAAGGACAAAAGCUCCCAAAGUAGGCUUGCAAAAAAAAAAUCAUGCCAAGAUGCACUUUUACCUUGUGUAAAACAAAAUAAAAACGGCAACAUUUUUCACAAUAGGCAGCCAUUAGCACUCCCAUACCCAGCUUGAGUAAGACAGCCCUGUAGUGUCCUAUUAUCAUCCUCCUCAAGAUCAAACUCUCCUGCCAGUUUUUGUUUCAUGAAUACGCCAGUGAUAGUUUAUCUGAUAAUGGAAUUUAAAGCUAGGCUGUAAAAUAGCACAGACAUAGCUGCCAGUGGUAAAGGUUUUGCUCUGUUGCAUCCUGUUAGUAUAAGGUAAUUAUUAUUGACUGUAAACUGGAUUGAGUGCAUCACAUUAGGUGGCAGAAAAUAAUGGAGGGGAAAAAAAGCUCAAAUUGCCAGGUUAUUUCAUGGUAUUAUAGGCAGAUUUAUCAUAGACAGGUUUUUUCUCCUGCCAAAUCUUGUCUUGUGGUUAAUGUUAAUUUGUAAGAAAAAUCAGGUGUGUAUUAAACCUCAGUGCAACCUCCUGGAUGAUGUUAAUUUAUGGCAUCUGCAUCCUGUCUUCAGUAAGCUAAUUUCAGUAGCCUGAUGUGGGCCUCUAGCAAGGACUCCAGUAGGUUGUUUAUCUUAUCAAAGCUGCACAAAACCAACAGGAAGUGACAUUUUGUGUUGACGACUAAAACAUCAAUCUUUGACAAGGCUAAAACAGUAUAUAACUUACUAAGCUAUCAGUUUGAAACCAAAAUGUUUCUUUGCCUUAUUGUGGUUGGGGUUUCUCCUGAACUGCUUUUUAUGUAUGCAGUAUUAAUCUCAUAAUAAAGCAAUUUAUGCAA
Hypanus sabinus (Atlantic stingray) is the source of this 7568-nucleotide messenger RNA. RefSeq names its product protein phosphatase, Mg2+/Mn2+ dependent, 1F (gene ppm1f). Gene Ontology annotation, molecular function: cation binding; protein serine/threonine phosphatase activity. The coding region runs from base 76 to 1434 and encodes 452 amino acids. NCBI's taxonomy places the organism in Eukaryota, Metazoa, Chordata, Chondrichthyes, Myliobatiformes, Dasyatidae. Gene Ontology annotation, biological process: protein dephosphorylation; negative regulation of protein kinase activity. The transcript is spliced from 7 exons. Gene Ontology annotation, cellular component: cytosol. The record is from RefSeq and is a predicted model, not a curated record.